Messenger RNA from Acanthosepion pharaonis, 1542 nucleotides. The record is from the annotation of a GenBank genome assembly. Lineage: Eukaryota; Metazoa; Mollusca; Cephalopoda; Sepiida; Sepiidae.
AUGAUCUAUCUAUCUAUCUAUCUAUCUAUCUAUCUCAUCUAUCUAUCUAUCUAUCUCAGUCUUCGUAUCUAUCUAUCUAGCCAUCCUAAUUCAUCCCAGUCUAUCUAUCUAUCUAUCUCACGAUAUAUCUAUCCAAUCUCUUCAUAUCUAUCUAUCUAUCUAUCUAUCUAUCUAUCUAUCUAUCUAUCUCAGUCUGUUCCUUAUCUAUCUAUCUAUCUAUCUAAUCCCUUCAUAUCUAUCUAUCUAGCUAGCGAUUUAUCUAUCAAAUCUCUUCAUAUCUAUCUAUCUAUCUAUCUAUCUAUCUAUCUAUCUAUCUAUCUCAGUCUGUUCCUUAUCUAUCUAUCUAUCUAUCUCAGUCUGUUCCUCAUCUAUCUAUCUAUCUAUUGUUACCACUCUGUAUGUAUGUAUGUAUGUAUGUAUCUAUCUAUCUAUCUAUCUAUCUAUCUAUCUAUCUAUCUCAGUCUCUUUUUAUCUAUCUAUCUAUCUAUCUAUCUAUCUAUCUAUCUAUCUAUCUCAGUCUGUUUCUUUCCUUAUCUUUUAUCUUUUUUCAUUUUAUGUUUUUUUAUCUUACAUGUUUUUUUGUUAACUAAAUUUAAUUUUCUUUCUUUCUUUCUUUAUCGCCAUCUGUUCUUUCUUUCUUUCUUUAUCCGUCUGUUCAUUUCUUUCUUUCUUUCUUUCUUUCUUUCUUUCUUUAUCGCGAUCUGUUGUUUCUUUCUUUUUUUAUCCGUCUGUUCAUUUCUUUCUUUCUUUCUUUCUUUCUUUCUUUCUUUCUUUCUUUAUCCGUCUGUUCAUUUCUUUCUUUCUUUCUUUCUUUCUUUUCUUCUUUCUUUCUUUCUUUCUUUCUUUUUCUUUAUCGCGAUCUGUUGUUUCUUUCUUUUUUUAUCCGUCUGUUCAUUUCUUUCUUUCUUUCUUUCUUUCUUUCUUUCUUUCUUUCUUUCUUUCUUUCUUUCUUUAUCGCGAUCUGUUGUUUCUUUCUUUUUUUAUCCGUCUGUUCAUUUCUUUCUUUCUUUCUUUCUUUAUCGCCCUCUGUUCUUUCUUUCUUUCUUUAUCCGUCUGUUCAUUUCUUUCUUUCUUUCUUUCUUUCUUUCUUUCUUUCUUUCUUUCUUUCUUUCUUUCUUUCUUUAUCGCGAUCUGUUGUUUCUUUCUUUUUUUAUCCGUCUGUUCAUUUCUUUCUUUCUUUCUUUCGUUUCUUUGUCGCGAUGUGCUGUUUAUUUUUUUUUUUAUCCGUCUGUUCAUUUCUUUCUUUCUCCGUCUGGGCAUUACUUUUUUCUUUCUUUCUUUCUUUCUUUCUUUCUUUCUUUCUUUCUUUCUUUCUUUCUUUCUUUCGCCUUUCUUUUCAUCUAUCUAUCUAUCUAUCUAUCUGUUCAUACCUCAGUUUAUUCUUAUCUAUCUAUAUAUCCAUUCCUAUCAGUUUUUCAUAUCUAUCUAUAUAUCCAUUCCUAUCAGUUUUUCAUAUCUAUCUAUCUAUCUAUCUAUGUAUCUAUCUAUCUAUCAGACUUCUGUUCAUCUUUCUCCCCAGACCAUUUAUAUCGAUCUCUCUAG